This is a messenger RNA of Ceratitis capitata (Mediterranean fruit fly), 1623 nucleotides long. Its product is annotated as ribosome biogenesis protein WDR12 homolog. NCBI's taxonomy places the organism in Eukaryota, Metazoa, Arthropoda, Insecta, Diptera, Tephritidae. The coding region runs from base 231 to 1517 and encodes 428 amino acids. Gene Ontology annotation, biological process: ribosome biogenesis. Gene Ontology annotation, molecular function: protein binding. The record is from RefSeq and is a predicted model, not a curated record. The transcript is spliced from 6 exons. Gene Ontology annotation, cellular component: preribosome, large subunit precursor.
AAAAAAUUUAGGGGAUGGUAGCCCUGUCAUGGCAUUCUGACAUUUUCGGCAACAUGUGUACUACGAUUUGAAAAAAUACCACGAUUUUAUUAGAUCUUUCCACAAAAAUCAACAAAGUAUAAAUUAAAAAUACCUUCAAAUUUACAAAUAUUAAAAAAAUCGGAAAUACACGAUUUAAAGCAAUAAGAAUAUAAAUUUUUUAGCAUAUAAGUAUAAGCUAUAACGACAUAAUGGAAGCGGAAAACGGCGAGGGACAAGUACAAGUGCGACUAAAGACUAAACAAGAACAGUACGCAGUACCGGAUGUUCCAUACACAAUUGAAGGAAACGUGACUACUGCUGACCUGAAUACAUUCGUAAACACGUUAUUAGAGCAAGCAGCAAUUAGUUCUGGUGAAUCUAAUUCCCCCAUUGAGUUUGAUUUUAUAGUAAUUGACGAGUACUUACGGGGUCGCUUGUGCGAUCAUUUACGUGAAAAGGAGAUUUCUUUUGAAGAUACUGUAGAUAUUGAAUACGUUGAACGUUUUCCUGCACCAGAACCUCAAGAUUGUUUGCUUCACGACGAUUGGGUAUCAGCAGUAAAAGCUUGCGACAAAUGGAUAUUGACAGGCUGCUAUGAUAAUACUAUUAAUAUAUGGACUGUUAAAGGUAAACAUGUAUUGACCAUACCGGGCCAUACUCAGCCCCUCAAGGCCGUGGCUUGGGUGUCUGUUGAUGACGAGAGUGGUAAAUUCGUGUCAUGCUCGCAAGAUCAAACUGCUAUGCUUUGGGAAUGGCGGGUCGGAACGAAUUCAGUAGAAUGUGUAUCAGUUUGUAAGGGACAUGAAAGGGGUAUCGAUUGUGUCGAUGUAAGCCCAGAUAAGUUUCGUUUCGCUACCGGCAGUUGGGAUACAAUGUUGAAAAUAUGGUCGGCAGAAAUCAAUGAAGGAGGAGAGGGGACAUCAAAGCGUGCUAAAGAAAGCGGUACAACGAGGGUACCUCGAAUUACGUUACAAGGCCACCGUGAAUCGAUUUCCUCUGUACAAUGGAUGGAUUCAAGUACACUUUUGACAAGUAGUUGGGAUCAUACAUUAAAAAUUUGGGAUCUGCAUCUUGAAGGUAUUAAAUCGGAAAUUUCUGCCAAUAAAUCAAUUUUUGAUGCGAGUUAUUCCAACCUGAAUCAUUUGAUUGUUACUGCGUCGGCUGACAAAAAUUUGCGACUUUAUGAUCCACGAACGAAUCAGGGCAAUCUUGUGCGCAAUACAUAUUUCGGACACAGUCAAUGGGUACAAACAGUAAUGUGGUCCACAACAGAAGAAUACCUCUUCAUUUCUGGUUCCUAUGAUAAUCAAAAUAAAUUAUGGGAUUAUAGAAGCCCUAAAGCGCCCUUGUACGAUUUGUUGGGUCAUGGUGACAAAGUCUUAGACAUUGAUUGGUCAAAUCCAAAAUAUAUUGUGUCCGGUGGUGCUGACAACACUGUAAGGGUUUUCAAAUCCCGAAAAGCGGUGCCAUCCGAACGCAUGGACGAAGAUAAAUAAUUGUGUACUAAAGUAAAUGUGUCUAACGCUGUGAAAGUAAAUAUCCCAUAUUUGAAUAGCUAAAUUAGAUUUUUAUAUAAUAAAAUAUAAAGCUUGAGAUAAUAAA